Messenger RNA from Parasteatoda tepidariorum (common house spider), 2661 nucleotides. Its product is annotated as carcinine transporter. Gene Ontology annotation, biological process: transmembrane transport. The record is from RefSeq and is a predicted model, not a curated record. Lineage: Eukaryota; Metazoa; Arthropoda; Arachnida; Araneae; Theridiidae. Gene Ontology annotation, molecular function: transmembrane transporter activity. Gene Ontology annotation, cellular component: membrane.
ACAGAGCAAUUGCUUCUUUUUCUUUUAGCAGUUUUUUUUUUCAUUCUUCUUUCGUAUCAUCUUUAGGAAGUUCAUGACCACUUGCAGGUGCUUUCUGCGAUCUUCGUGAUAACGUUUUGAAAUAUCGUUUGCAAAACUUUUUUAUAUUUAUAUAAUUUGCAAACGACAAAGUAUCAAACGAUAAGCAAUUUUUUUUCUUUUUAAUUAUCUAAAUGGUUUAAAAAUUUCGAAAUUUCUAAAUAUUUUUCAUUUAACAAAUGUUUGGCUCGCAAUCAUAUUUCAUGAUCAUUGUUAUUUACAGAAGUUGGAAUGGCGAAAAAGUUUCAAACUCUGCCGGUACUGAAGUCAGUUAGUAAAAUUUCCUUAUUAUACUUUUUCUAGUAGAUAUUUUUUACGUUAAGUUUUAAUUAAGCCUGCAAUUUUUUUCACGUUUAACGAAUAUACUAUAAUGUUUGGAACUUCCAUUGAAUUUAAGGAAUGCAAUAGAUUGGAAUGAACUUUCAAUUACGUUUCACUGAUAAUUAAUUACUAGGUUGGACUGAACAUUCAAUUGCGCUUUACCAAUAAUCUAGAUUGGAUCGAACAUUCAAUUGCGUUUCACUAAUGGACUAGAUUAAACCCAGCUUUCAAUUGCAUUUAACUAAUAAACUGGAUGUUUCACUAAUGCAUUAGAUUAGUCUGAACUUUCAAUUGCGUUUAACGUUAAAAAGUAUUAAAUCAAUCUUUGCAUAUCAAUCAUGCCUUCAUCAAAAAAGGAACCGGAAUUUGAGGAUCUUCUUGAAGAAAUCGGUGACUUCGGUAAAUAUCAGAAACGUUUGUUAAUUGUUUUUCUGAUUCCUUCAGCACUUGUUCUUCCAUGGUUCAGCAUGAAUAUUAUUUUCAUGGUAUUCACGCCAGAACAUUGGUGUUAUGUACCAGAAGUUGUGAACAGCAAUCUUAGUCAUGAGGUACAACGCAGCAUUAUUGUACCUCGAGGAAAUUCUUCUUGUUUCAAGUAUGAUGUGAACUAUACAGAACUAUUCACCUCCGGUUCUCUCCAGAUUAAGAAUGAUACUCCAAUUAUUUCUUGCAGAAGUUGGCAGUACGAUACAACUUACUUUGAAGAAACAGCAGCAAGCAAGUGGAACAUGGUAUGUGAUCACAGUCAUUAUUCCAGUUUGGUGAUGACUUUAACAAAUGUUGGCAGCAUUAUAGGAACUCCUUUUUAUGGAACUCUAUCUGACAAAAUAGGUCGAAAGCCUGUCUUCUUCAUCGUCAUUCUAGUCACGGCCAUCACGGCUAUUUCCUCCGUCCUCAUGACCAACUUUUGGACUUUCCUCAUCCUCAGAACCAUCAAUGGAAGCCUCAUGCCGUCCGUCUUUCAAUUACCCUACAUCAUUUUGCUUGAGAUCGUAGGACUCUCACAACGGACAAAGAUGAAUGGAAUAGCAAAUGCCUCCUGGACUAUUGGUCUUUGUUUUCUGGCACCAAUCGCUUACUUCACCAGACACUGGGUGACAUUUGGACUGGCAACAUCCUCGGUAUCAAUCUUGAUGUUUCUGUACUGGAAAUUUUUACCGGAAUCACCCCGUUGGCUUAUAUCCCAAGAGAGGUACAAAGAAGCAACGAGAGCAAUUAGCAGAAUUGCUGAAACGAAUGGAAAGACUAUUGAACCCGUAGAAUUGAGAAUGAAAAUACAAAAACUUGGUGAAAAAGUUAAGAAGGAGAAGUUGGAGUCUGCAAAUAAUACUUUUUUAGAUCUGUUUCGCUUUCCGAAUUUAAGGAAGAAGUUCUUAAUAAUUUCAUUUUGUUGGGUCGCAGACAUAUUUGCAUACUAUGGUCUCCAAAUAAAUGUAUCAAAUCUUGGAGGUGAUCCAUUUUUCAACUUUUUUUUCUUGGCUCUUGUCGAGAUACCAGGACUUAUUUGCAGCUGGUAUUUUAUGGAAAAAUGGGGAAGAAGGUGGUGCUCAGUGUCGGCUUUAGCUCUCACAGGAAGUGCAUGUCUUUUAGUUGCUUUAGUACCUGGAGCCCCAGUACUUGCCGUGGUCUGUUCUCUAAUAGGUAAAUUCGGAGCUUCCGCGUCAUUCAUGGCUGUUUACCAACAAAGUUCAGAAUUGUAUCCCACAACAAUAAGAGCCAUCGGAAUGGGCAUGAGUGGUACGUUUGCAGCGGUGGCAAAUAUCAUAGUGCCUUACAUAGUCUUCUUAGCGUUUAUAGAAAAGUAUAUACCAUUCCUCAUCAUCGGACUUGUGUGUGUACUUGCUGCUGUUAGUGCAACGUUCCUCCCGGAGACUCUAAACGAAGUUUUACCUCAAACGAUUAACGAUGCUGAAGCUUUUGGUAAAGGACAACAAUUUUUAUCCUGUAGUAGUAAAAGGAGGAGUUCAGUAAUAUCGAAUGAAGAUGAAAAAUCACCACACCUUCUGAAGGAUACAAGUAAUGAUGAAAACUCUUGGAGAAAGAUCUCCCUUUCAUAGCAUUGCUUAGUGGCACAACGAAGGAUUCGGCUACAAUAUUUUUUAAACGAGAAUAAAUGUGAUACAAGAGGAUAAUGACAGAAACGCAACAAAUAAAAACAGGAGUAAAAAGCAUUUAACUCUUAUUUUCUGUUAUCAAAAGCAAUUGAAUCUUCUGAUUUUUGCUGGAAAUUUUCUUUUUAUCUCUAAAUUUACAAAGUAUAUA